AAAAGAAAAAAUAAAUUUAAAAUACUGUUUGCCCUCUCAGCUCUCCUCCCCGUAACAUCUAUUUAUUCCCACCUCAGUCCCUCCUUUUUUCUCAUUGCAAUUUCUCCUCCAACAAAAUCCUCUUACUUUCCCCCCCUCAAAACACACACACACACACACACAUUGAGGUUAGUGCUCAUAUAUAGGUAUCCAAAAAAGUUCCCAACAUUUCUCAAUUUUGAGGAAAAAUGUCAAUUUUGUGGUUCUCCAUAAUUGGUCUCAUUUGUAUAUUUAUUAAUUGUGUUCAUGGCAAUGAAGGAGGAUGGAUUGAAGCUCAUGCAACUUUCUAUGGUGGUGGUGAUGCUUCCGGAACCAUGGGUGGAGCAUGUGGUUAUGGGAAUUUGUACAGCGAAGGAUAUGGUACAAACACAGCAGCAUUGAGUACAGCACUAUUCAACAAUGGGCUGAGUUGUGGAGCAUGCUUUGAGCUUAAGUGUGUGGGUGAUUCGAAGUGGUGCCUUCCAGGCUCAAUAGUGGUCACUGCAACCAAUUUUUGCCCUCCAAAUUUUGCUCUUCCAAACAAUGCUGGUGGGUGGUGCAAUCCUCCUUUGCAUCAUUUUGACCUCUCUCAGCCUGUUUUUCAACAAAUGGCUCAGUAUAGAGCUGGGAUUGUCCCUGUUGCUUAUCGAAGGGUACCAUGCCAGAAAAGGGGAGGCAUCAGAUUCACAAUGAAUGGUCACUCGUAUUUCAACUUGGUGCUGGUGACCAACGUGGGAGGUUCAGGAGAUGUCAAUGCAGUUUCAGUUAAAGGGUCUAGAAGUGGCUGGAUGCCUAUGUCACGCAAUUGGGGUCAAAAUUGGCAGAGUAAUUCAUUUCUUGAUGGUCAAAUUCUCUCAUUUAAGGUUACUACAGGUGAUGGCCGCACUGUUAUCUGCAGCAACGCUAUCCCUGCUGGAUGGUCCUUUGGCAAAACUUACACCGGCGCACAGUUCAAUUAGGGAUCAUUUGAUAAGUAAGAAUAUAAUUAAGAAAAUAAAUCUAUUGCAAGUGUGAUAAAUUAGGACUACUACUUAUUAGUGUCGAUGGGAAGAGCUUAUUUUAAAGUGGCUCUAAACCAUUUUCUUCUUCUUAUUAAUUUGUGAGUUUUAUGAUGGUUAUUAAGAUAUGAAGUGAUAAGUUUCUGUCUAAUGGUCAUUUUAGGGAGAGGACAGAAAUUAGGGGCAGAGGUGGUGGAUUUUAUUGUCACCACCCGCCACACUACUUCAUUAUAUUGUUGGGGAUUAAUUACUAGCAUAGAGGUACUAAAACUAUUUUCGUUUUUUGUUAUUUCUUAUUUUGGUUGUAUGAAAUUGGAGUGGAUGUUAGAAAUUACGAAAAACAGUUUAUUGUGGUGCUUUGGUUUUA
Capsicum annuum is the source of this 1383-nucleotide messenger RNA. RefSeq names its product expansin-A1. Lineage: Eukaryota; Viridiplantae; Streptophyta; Magnoliopsida; Solanales; Solanaceae. The transcript is spliced from 3 exons. Gene Ontology annotation, biological process: plant-type cell wall organization. Gene Ontology annotation, cellular component: extracellular region. The record is from RefSeq and is a predicted model, not a curated record. Bases 228 to 977 code for a protein of 249 amino acids.